This is a messenger RNA of Thunnus maccoyii (southern bluefin tuna), 3172 nucleotides long. It is a transcript of the gene zdhhc1, whose product is annotated as zinc finger DHHC-type containing 1. Gene Ontology annotation, molecular function: protein-cysteine S-palmitoyltransferase activity. Gene Ontology annotation, cellular component: endoplasmic reticulum; Golgi apparatus. NCBI's taxonomy places the organism in Eukaryota, Metazoa, Chordata, Actinopteri, Scombriformes, Scombridae. Gene Ontology annotation, biological process: peptidyl-L-cysteine S-palmitoylation; protein targeting to membrane. The record is from RefSeq and is a predicted model, not a curated record.
CUGCUUUCAGAUCGGUUUCUAUUGGCAGUCGGCUGUGGGCGGGACCAGAUGCAGCGACCAAUAGGAGCGGACCUGGAGCGUUACCAGGGAAACAGCGUACAAUGCUGGAGACGGAGAGACAGCAGGCUAGUUAGCUAAGAGGCUAGUCAGCUUCGCUAGUUAGCGGAUAGUUGAUCAGCAGCGGCGGAUAAAUAUUUAAAAAUCUGCGUUAAACUUAUAAACUGAAGGCCGGAGUUUGAUGAGCAGCCUGCGGUCGCCGCUCCGGUCUGUUUGUCGGUGUUAGCCAGCUAGCAUGGCCUUAGCAGUGUCCGGCUAACGAGGCUAGCAGAUUAGCACGCUAACCAGGCAGGCUCAGCGCGCUGUGGCCGGGGAGCAACGCGCUAACACGGGCCGAGUCCUCUGCCGGGAUGGAUGUGAGUUAACAGCCGGACCGGGACGCUCUCAGCCGGGCGGUGCUUCUCUCUGCGGGUCAGCUCAGCAGCAGCCGGGUUCUCCCGGGGGAGGGCACGGCUGCACGCCGCCGGUCGAGCCCGGAGUCUGGGAUGAGAGGAGAUGCUGCGGACCGGAGGGCCGAUCCACAUCCCGAGUCCCGGUAACCCGUUAACCCGUUAACCCGAGCUAAACAGGAUGGACGUGUGCAGCAGGAACCUGAACCGCACAGCGCCGGUCGGUGACGAGGUGCCGCAGCGAGCCGACGUGCCGCUCUGCUCUCGCACUAACGGAUGGAGUUGGCCUCCUCACCCCUUCCAGCUGCUGGCCUGGCUGCUCUACGUCUACUUCGCCGUCACCGGCCUCGGCGUGUUCGUCCCGCUGCUGCCGGCACACUGGAUCCCUGCAGGCUACAUCUGUACGGGCAUCAUGUUCGUGUGUCACCUGUGUGUCCAUGUGAUGGCCGUGUCCAUCGACCCGGCCGACCACAGCGUGAGGACGAAGAGCCACCGAGGGCCGGUCCCCGCCUUCGACCGCUCCAAACACGCCCACGUCAUCGAGAACUGCCACUGCUACCUGUGCCAGGUGGAUGUGGGACCGAAGUCGAAACACUGCAGCGCCUGCAACAAGUGCGUCGCCAACUUCGACCAUCACUGUCGGUGGCUCAACAACUGCGUCGGCAGCAGGAACUACAAGUUGUUCCUGCACAGCGUGGUGUCAGCUCUGCUGGGAGUCGGUCUGGUUCUGGUCGUCGCCUCGUACGUGUUCAUCGAGUUCUUUGUGGAUCCGACCAAACUGCGCUCUGACAAACACUUCCUGGUGAGGAAUGAGACAGGUGUGUGGUUCGUCUUCCUCCCGGUGGCUCCUGUCAGUGCAGCAGCUGCAGUGAUUCCUGCUCUGGCCGCCGUCACCAUCGGUCUGGCUCUGCUGUCGUCUGUGCUGCUCUGUCACCUGCUCUGCUUCCACAUCUACCUGAUGUGGAACAGACUCAGUACGUAUGAGUACAUCGUGCGUCAGCGUCAUCGUCAGGACAGCAGAGAUUGGAGGAAACCAGUGAAGGAAGCUGCAGCUCCGUCAGUGAACUUCAUCAAGGACGUGAACUACUCGGGGACGCUGGGCUACACCAACCCUCAGCUGGACGUGGAGGAGCCCGCCGCCGUGGCCGUGCGGGGGGAGGCAGAGUUCCUGGCUAACGGCAGGGUGAGAGGUGUGUCCAGUCCUGUUGUGGAGGAAGAAACUCCGCCCACCAUCUCUACAGAGCUGAACACAGCACGCACACACCGACGCACACAGAAGAAGAAGAAGAAGGUUCGUAAAGUUCCAGCAGAGGUGACCAGAGAGCGCUGUCCCAGUGUAGCCCCGCCCCCAGAGCCCACCAGUGUGUCCGCCGUGUCUUUGGGUCAACGCCUUCCCUUCCCAGCGUUCCCUCUGAGGGCCUCCCUGCCCCCCCUGGCCCCCGUCCAGGCCGCCGCCCCCCCCGCUGAAUACCACUCGGACUCCGCCGAGUCUCUGGAGGAGAUCCCGGUGGCGUUGGCCAAACUGGGCUCCUCCUCCUCUGCCGGAGACGCCUCCUCGUCCUCCCGCAGAGCCGUGGCGGCGCUCCCCCCGCCGUCCCCCCAGCCCAGGACUAACAGGAAGGCCGCCUCCGCCCGCAGCAAUAAGAGUGCGGCGGAGCUGAGGUUCGAGAUGGCGUCCGCCCAGCCGCCGCCGAUGUUCGUCAGCCGGGCCAGCAGAGAGGCGGCGGAGACCCGGGAGGAAGGCCUGAGCCUGGGCAGGAGGCAGACCGGCUCCAGGCCCGGCUCCAGGCCCGGCUCCAGACCGGGGUCCAGAUCCGGGUCCAGGCCGGGGUCCAGAUCCGGGUCCAGGCCGGGGUCCCGGGCGUCGCUGGGCUCGGCGUCCUGGAUGGAGCGGUGACCGCUGCUCUCUCGAACUGUUUUGUAUCUGUGAAUAUUUAUUGGUUUUGAUGAUUUUUUAUUUUUGAACGAGCUGCAGCACAAUCUUUCUACGUAUCAGCGUCUUUGUACCGGGAGGGAAGCAGAAGGAGCUUUGUUGAGACACCGUCGCUCCCCGCCAUCGCUGUCGGCUCCUCUGCUGCGUCUCUCGCUGGUCUCCAUGGUAACCUGGGGCCAGAAGGGUUUACAUCACUUCCUGUCCGUUCCACCAGUCUGUCACAACAACAACAACAACCAAAACACUACAGUACCCCGAUGCUAAUGCUAAUGCUAAUGCUAACUCCCAGCAUGCACGUCACACACUUCCUGUCCAGUGGAACUCCAGAACGGCCAAAACUGAAUAAAUAAAUAAAAUCACUGAGUCCAGUAUUGAUCAUUAAUGAGUCUAUAAACAGUUCAUAAUAAUCUAUGAUGCAGCAGAUAUUAGUGUUAUUAAUAUAUUAAUCAAUAACUAAAGUGUUUACAAACAGAUAAUCAAUGACAAAUAAAACACAACUGUAAUAAAAUAAAAUGUUAAAAUAAAUACUGAACAUUAAUAAACACUGAAAACGUCCAAAUAUAAGUUAUUACUGUUUAUUAACUGAUUAUUAAUGAUCAAUCUGCACUAAACCUAUUGAUCGAUUGGUUUAUAAACCAACAGAAAACUCAAAGAGAUUCAGUUCACUAUAACAUACCACCAUCAUCAUCAUCAUCAUCAUCAUCAUUUCACUGAAGUGUCUCCUGCUGGAUGUUUGUGACUUUUUCACCUGUCAGCUGAUUUUAUCUGUUUAUCAAUAAAUGAUGAAAACUGA